This is a messenger RNA of Cotesia congregata, 483 nucleotides long. NCBI's taxonomy places the organism in Eukaryota, Metazoa, Arthropoda, Insecta, Hymenoptera, Braconidae. The record is from the annotation of a GenBank genome assembly.
AUGGCGAAUCUAAGGUCGUUGUGGUCUUCAGUAUCAAAAAUAAAUUUUUUUGGAGCACGUUGUACUGUUUUACAAGUGAGACAUAAAGCAGAUAUACCAGAACCUAAUUUUGUAAAAGCUAAGCCACCAGUACCAACACCAAAAGUUGGAGCAGCUGGAAUUUAUGACUACGACAAGUGGGUGAAUGCCUGGAUGAAAAGAGACGUAAAAAGACGUCGUGCUGUUGAACAAUAUGCUCCAGUGCGUGCUCGUUUAAUAGCUAUCAAAAGAUGUACCUUCUUACCUAAAGAAAUUACAGAAAUUGCUGACAGACAAAUGAUAGAAGAUAUACCAAGAGUAUCAUCUACACGUCAGUUGACUAAGAGAUGCGCGGUAACGUCUCGUGGUCGUGGUAAUCUUCCUCGGUGGAGACUCUCAAGAUUUGUCUUCAGGCACAUGGUUGAUUAUAAUAAAAUUGCCGGUCUCCAGCGAGCUAUGUGGUAG